Tigriopus californicus is the source of this 1820-nucleotide messenger RNA. RefSeq lists its product as uncharacterized. The record is from RefSeq and is a predicted model, not a curated record. Bases 196 to 1647 code for a protein of 483 amino acids. Gene Ontology annotation, cellular component: external side of plasma membrane. The transcript is spliced from 2 exons. Gene Ontology annotation, biological process: cellular response to lipopolysaccharide; positive regulation of T cell proliferation; immune response. NCBI's taxonomy places the organism in Eukaryota, Metazoa, Arthropoda, Copepoda, Harpacticoida, Harpacticidae.
UAUACCGAAAGAGGGUGGACUCUGGAGAAGAGCUGAGGGGUUUUGAGAUGUAGAGCACAAAGACAAGAGACAAAAGAAAAAAGAAAAAAAAGCUAUUUGUGAAGAUGAAGCCGAAGGCUCAAUGUCCGUGUGGAUGUGAUAAGUCCUUAGCAUCCUGUGGGUCUAUACAUAGGAAUAUUUUGUCAGUAGUUCACCAUGGGUCCUAAUCAAGUGAUGACUUUUUGGUUAAUUCUGGUCUACUCAGCAAAAGCCCAGGGCUUUUCCAUCAUCGCCCAUUCCCAGGAUGUAGUGCUCACUGAAGGUGAUAGUCUCACCUUGUUAUGUCAAAGCGAUGGCCAUUUCGAAUUCUGUGAUUGGAGAAAAUCAGGGUCCAAAGAUUAUUGCAAGUUUGAGUGGAAGCGGUCCUCGGGUGGAGUUAAACGGCAAGGUUGCUCUUGGGGUCUUAGGCAACGAAUGAAAUAUACGGGAAAUUAUGGCCAAAACGAAUGUAAAGUUCAUUUGCAAGAUAUCACCUUAGAUGAUGCGGGUCAAUGGAUUUGUGAGGUUGAACAAUAUUCAUUUUGGAACACGGGCACCAGACGCCACCAAAGGAUAAAUUUGAACGUUCAAGCGACACCAACUACAACAUCAACCACAACUACAACUACCACCACAACAACAACAAUAACAACAACUUCAACUACAACCACCACCACCACUGCAACAACAACAACAACUACUACUACUUCUACUACUACUUCCACCACCAUCACCACCACCACCACCACCACAACAGCAACAACAACAGCAACAACAACAACUACUACUAUUACUACUACUACUACUAAUACUACUACUACUACUACUACUUCCACCACCACCACCACCACCGCCGCAACAACAACAACAACAACAGCAACAACACCAACAACACCGAUGAUAACGACGACAUCAACAGCAACAUCGAUGGUAGUGGAACUAACUAAAGAUAUAACAAUACUAAGGAGUGAUUCAAACACCACAACAUCUCCAUUGUUGAAGGUAAUUGACAGUAACCAAAAGCGGGGCAAUGAAAUGCCUUUCACCUCGAAGAUUGUUGCUCUCUUGGACAGCGUUUCCGUAUCCACCAAUCUUCAACCAGAUUCAUCAACACGAGGGACAACCUCUCAAUCGGAUCAAGCCAACAAAGUGGACACAUCCAGCAACAUCACCGAGUCGAGUCAGACAUUGUUGACGCCACCGUUUUCAGACGGCAAAUAUUUGGACUCUCCUCAAGAGGUGGGACCUUCUUCCGUGGCAAUGGACAGCGACGCAAAUAGUCACAAGGUCACUCCCAAGAGCUCGUCAGACUCCAAUACAAUGGUGACCAGACUUGCCCUUCCUAUUGCUUUGAUCGCAUCUUUGUUGUUGAUGUCUUUGGUGAUUGGCACGCUGAUCUCUUGCUGGAAAUGCUCGACCAAGAAGGAAAUUUACCGUUUCGACUCUGAAAAGGAAAAGAGGAAACCAUCCAAGAAAGAGCGUGCCACUACAAUGCAAAUGAGCUUGUUGGAAUAUGAUGAACAGGAAGACCCUGAGCUGAAUCCUCCGUCAUUUAGAGACGUGAGAUUGCUCAUGAGCCAACCGUGCCAUUCGUUUGAAGAAGUACGAAGCGGAAGUUUGGACGUCUAAAAUGUUAAAAAAAGUCAUUUCACUCAAAAAACUGCACAACUCUAGUCGUAUUUUGUCGAAGGGAUAAAAGUGCAUGAACUUUUGGGAGUGCGUCAUGGAUGCCAUGAAGAUAUGUUUAUAACACUUUUGGAUCUUGAUGUUAUUCGUCAAAAAAAGAUUUUAUUCUUGAUGUA